Messenger RNA from Prunus avium (sweet cherry), 1661 nucleotides. RefSeq names its product beta-glucosidase 12-like. Gene Ontology annotation, molecular function: beta-glucosidase activity. Gene Ontology annotation, biological process: carbohydrate metabolic process. Lineage: Eukaryota; Viridiplantae; Streptophyta; Magnoliopsida; Rosales; Rosaceae. The record is from RefSeq and is a predicted model, not a curated record.
AUGGCAAUCCAAUUAGGAUAUUUGCUAUUAGGAAGUUCUUUUCUGCAACUAAUUGGCUUUGCAUUGGCAAAUAGCCAAGCCACCAUUCCAGUUACACCCAGUCAGUAUGACACUGCUUUCCUCAACAGAAGCAGUUUUCCAGCUGGGUUCAUUUUUGGCUCAGCUUCAUCUUCUUACCAGUAUGAAGGUGCUGCAAGAGGAGGUGGUAAAGGACCAAGCAUAUGGGAUACCUACACCCACAAACAUCCAGAAAGAAUCCAAGAUGGCAGCAACGGAGAUGUGGCUAUUGAUGAAUAUCACCACUAUAAGGAAGAUGUGGGGAUUAUGAAGAACAUGGGGUUGGAUGCUUAUAGAUUCUCUAUCUCAUGGCCAAGAUUGUUACCGAAUGGAAAGCUAAGUGGAGGCGUGAACAAGGAAGGAAUCAAAUACUACAACAGUUUCAUCAACGAACUCCUACACAAUGGUCUAAAGCCAUUUGUAACCCUCUUCCACUGGGAUCUUCCCCAAGCCUUAGAAGACGAAUACGGUGGUUUCUUAAGCCCUCAUAUUAUAAAUCACUUUCGAGACUAUGCAGAGCUUUGCUAUGAGGAAUUUGGUGAUCGGGUAAAAUACUGGAUCACAUUGAAUGAGCCAUGGAGCUAUAGUGUUGGUGGUUAUGCAAAAGGGGACUUUGCGCCCGGACGAUGUUCUGAUUGGCAGAAGCUAAAUUGCACUGGUGGGGAUUCAAGUACAGAACCAUAUGUGGUGUCACACAACCAGCUCCUUGCACAUGCAACUGCUGUAGAAUUGUACAAGAAGAAAUAUCAGGCAUCUCAAAAAGGUCUGAUAGGUAUAACGCUAUUGUCACAUUGGUUUGUGCCGAUUUCUGAAGCCAAGCACCAUAAAAAUGCUGCAUUACGAGCCUUGGAUUUUAUGUUUGGAUGGUUUGCGGAGCCAAUAACAAGUGGUGACUAUCCACACAGUAUGCGGUCUCUUGUUGGAAAUCGUCUACCAAACUUCACGAAAGCAGAAUCUAAAUUGCUAAAUGGAUCAUUUGAUUUUCUUGGAUUAAAUUACUAUACUACUUAUUAUGCAGCCUAUGCACCUCAACAUAAUUUUGUAAAUGCAAGCUACUUGACAGAUGCUCGUGCUAAUUUUUCAUCCGAGCUUAACGGGGUCUCUAUUGGUCCAAAGGCAGCUUCAGAUUGGCUAUAUGUUUAUCCAAGAGGAAUUAAAGAUCUUUUACUCUACACAAAGAGAAAGUAUAAUGAUCCACUCAUUUACAUUACAGAGAAUGGGAUUGAUGAGUUCAGCCAUCCAAAAUUGUCACUUGAGGAAGCCCGUAAUGAUAGCCAGAGAAUUGACUACUACUAUCACCACCUCUAUUACGUUCAACGAGCCAUCAAGCACGGUGUCCAUAUUAAGGGAUACUUUGCAUGGUCUCUGUUCGACAAUUUUGAAUGGAAUAAUGGCUACACUGUUCGAUUCGGUAUGAACUUCGUGGAUUACAAAAAUGGGUUGAAAAGACACCCAAAACUCUCAGCCCAUUGGUUUAAAAAGUUCCUAAGUAAAGUUCCUAAGUACUAGAGAAAUCGAAUUGCAGACGUUGUUUGUGACCAAAAAAGUAAUGUAUAAUGUGAAUGUUGUUUGUGUAUGAACAAGAAUAAACAGUCAGUUGGGUG